AGAUUUUAGGGAAUGAACAGCCUACACCAUGAUUAGGGAGUAAAGGAGAGUCUAAGGCAGGAAGCCAGAUCUCCCUGGCAGCAUGCCUGAAUCGCCACCCCCAAACCCAAGGACACACACAUAUAUGCAAACACAUUCUCUCCCCAAAUCUUGACAAGUGCAGCACCAGAAAUAAAUGAGCCUCCUUAAGUGCUAAAAGAAGACAGGGAAACAGUAAGGUGGAUUUCAUGUCCAAAAAGUUGCACAUCUUUUAAUUAGAUAGUCUCGCUUGGAGAUUUCUCUGACUUCAGAACCAAUCUGAGACACUUACUAACAUUCAGCUUUCACUUGGUGUCUGAGACUUUUAGGAACGCAACUGCAAAAAGAAGGGUUAACCUACAUAUGCGUGGAAAGUCAUUUAAAAGGGCAAUGAAUUUGUAAAUUAAGCCAAGUAUUUCCAAAUUCUAGAUUUUUUAAAGUAACUUUGAUGUUUAAUCACAAGCAUCUUGGGGACAGGGAGCAAAAAGAAUCUAGCAUGUACUAUGUGUACACUAUGUGUGCUGAUCGGUUGAUAUCUAGGGCCCUGGACUUGUGGCUCCAAUUAGUGAAGAAGAGUUGGUUCACCUGUCUGAAAUGAUGAAGGAAAAGGUGGAUCUGCACACUUCCUGAGGAGUAUUAUUCAACAAUGCGCUGUGACCAGUAUAUACUAUUGGAUCCCUGACAGGCUUAGGUGACAGCUGAGUCGAAAUAAAGGAGGGCCAUGUACCAUUGGGAGGGAUAGAAGUCAGCUCUGCAGUGAGAUUUCUUCCACAGCUCUUUGGUGGCCAGUGAUGUUAAUUGGUCAUCAUGGUAUCAGUGAAUGAUCCAUCUUGAAGUUGAGCACUUCUCAUUCAAGGGUAACAAGCACAGCAAAGGAAGACAUUUCCUAUUUUUUAAAAUAAGAAAAUGUACCUAUACAGAUAAAAGCAAAAGAGACCAGAACUGGGUAAAGGCAGUGGUUCUAAUGAGUUCUUUACUAAUUCAGAGUUUAGUGGAUUCAGAUUGAAAUAAUUAAUGGUUCAGCCCUACUUGGCUGUUUAACAACAACCGUGUUAGUUUAAUUGUUCCCAUUCAAGAUAAAGAAUUGUGUAAUAAGGGCCUCUCAAAAAAUAAUGCCAUUUUAAGUUGAAUUUUAAUAAGUUCUAUUAAGUAACAAAGCCUUGUUAUUGGCACUUAGAAACUUCUGACAUUACAGAGUAAAAACCAAGUGUACUCAGUACAUGUGUCAAACUUAUUUAUGAAAGAAAAUUAUUUAUCCCAGCAGUGAUUCAACAAGAAGAUGUAUAAUGCUUUCUGGAUGUCAAGAACCAUUUUAAGAAGUUGCUAAUGCUCUUCUGUAUGGCCAAGAGGAAGAGUCUGAACAGAGCUCUGACCCUAAGAAUACAUGCUGUUCCCAAUGUUCAGACAAGUUGUGUCCAAAAACAUUUGAUUGUAAAUGACUUGUCUGGCACUUGAGUUUCAUUUUUCUAGAGAUGGCGAUGCAAAUAGAAGCACUGAGCCCAGUGGUUUUAUUAGGUUGGUGCAAAAGUAAUUGCAGUUUUUGCUUUACUUUUAAUGGCAAAAACCACAAUUACCAUUGCAACAACCUUGCCUAAAGGAGGCAGAUCUGAGUGUCCCAGUGGUAAAGAAAGAAGCCUAGGCAUCCUCAGCACUGCAGAUGCUAGGAGGGUUCUGGACAUGCCCUGAGGUGCCAGGACCAGCCACUCAUGGGAAAAGUGCAAAGUUUUUUGAGUAAGACCUAAAUGAAAUCCAGCUUUAGCUCUGCCAUCUUCCAGCUGUUUGUCUUUGGACAAGUUACCCCACUAAACCUGUUUCUUCAUCUAAAACAGAAAACAUUGCACCAACUUACAUGGCAGAACUGGUGUUACCUAAGAUGCUUCCAUUCAAAGUGUCCAAACUCUCUGUCCUUGCAAACAUGCUCCCUUUUGGCCUUAAUCUUCUACAGUCAAUCAAUUACCAAGUUCUGUAGUUUUUACCUCUUACAUUUCUCUGAAACGUUUCCAUUUACCUCCACCCCAUGACACUACCCUAGAUCAGCCACAUCAGCAUCUCUACCAUAGGACCCUUAAAUGUGCUCCACUCUCUCCUACCUUGACAUUCUCCUUGCACCCAGUAUUGUUUCCCUCUAAUCCAUUCUUGACAGGGCAAGAACUGGAGAGCAUUUUCAAAUGCAAGUCUGAUCCUAUGGCUCCUGUUUAAAAUCUUUGUUUUUGUUUUUGUUUUUCUUCUCAUUGCCCUUUGGAUAAAAACCAAACUCCUUAACAUGAAUUUUAAAGCCCUACUCACUAUGCGGCCCCUGCCUCCAUCUCAUUCCUGACAUUCCUCCACCUCCAACCCCACAUACUUGCUUUACUAACUUAUUUAAGUCUCUUCAAUGUACCACACUGGCCUCCUUUCUUGUAUCCAGCCCUGAAACAGGAGAUCCCUGGGCUGAGGACACUUUUCCUUCAUUUUGCCCCCCUUGCUUCACCAGGCUAACUUCUGUAUCCACUGCCCUCUACAAAGGGCAUAGGCCAACUCUCACUGUUGGUUAUUAGGAUUCCAAUUGCAACACGCAAUACUUCUGUUGAUGGCUGUUGUGAUACCUUGGUUCUUGUCUUCUUAGUUUAAAAGAAUUUAAACAAAAGACACACGGCUAAGGAGAUGCAGCAGAGAGUCAUUCACUGCAAAAGAAAAAGAGUAUUUUGAAAGUUAGAUGCAGAAUAGACAGUAUACCCUGAGAGACAGAGUUCAGGGUGGGCUGCUUGCAAGGGUGAGGCAGUGUUGAUUAUUGCUGGAGAAACCCCCUUUAUGGGAGUCUUACAUGAUAAUUCAUAAGGAGGUGGGAAGAGGUGUUGCUAGUAAGCAUGUUCUGGGUGGUCCUCUGGGUGCACAUGCACUGUAGCUGUAUGUGCAUGUUCAUAUAUCACAUGUCUCAUUAGCAUCUUAAAUCUCCACCCAGGGGUGUGUUUUUUACUAUAAAUGAGCAAAGGGUCAGUUUGAUGACAAUUAAAAUCAAAAUGCACAUGCCCUAGAGAAGGGACAGUCCCUCCUGAAGAUAGCUUUGCUUAAAUGAGCUCAAUUACGACGUGAAUGCCAAGGCUUAUUGUGUUGGCUGUGAGGUCACCACCAAUGCUGCAUCCCAAGAACAUGGUCACUUCCUUGACUGUCUAUCCCGCCUUACUUCCCCUCUCAAAAUACUUUAUUGUAAUUACUAGCUUAGUUCUCUGGUUUACCUGUAGGUUAAAGGGCUGGCACAGUAAGGCAAGGUAGUAGUAAGACUGCAGGUUUUGAACUGCCUAGGUUAGAUUUUAGGCUCUGCUCCAUAUUUGCCUGUCAAAUGACUCGUCAUCUGUAAGCCUCAAUUUCCUCACCUGUAAAAUGGGUGGAAAUGAUACUGCCAAUCUUAUAGAGUUAUUGUGUGAGUUAAAUGAUGUAAUAUAUAUACAUACUGAUGCAUACAGAUGCAUAUAUGUGCAUAUAUAAAAGGUCUAAGUGCAUUGACUGGUGCAUAAAAAUGCCUUCAAUAAAAAUAAAUGCCUUUCAAAAAAAUGCCUUAAAAAUACACAUAUAAUGGAUACUUACUAAAUACAUACAGGCUUUUAUUGUUUUGUUUUGCUUUUUAAAGCAAGGUAUUCCUGAGACUGUUUUCUUGUGAGCCCUUUGUCUCUUUUUCUUCAUUUUCCAUUAGCUGGAUAAGAUCAGAGUCUCAAAGUAAAAAGUGUUAACACUGUUUGCUUCCCUAUUUGCUCAUUUUUUCCCUCCAAUCUAUGUAGCCUUUAGGUAUGACAUAAAGAUGUGCAGUAGAAUGCGGGUGGGUAAAGAAAAUAUUAUAUUCACAAAACGUGUUCUCCAGCCAACCAGUAAGGCAUCCCUUCCUUACUAGUUAUAGGCUCUGCUUCUGCCCUUGUCUUUAAUCCUUGUCUAUUUCUGAGCCCCUUCCUUAGAGGCUACUGGCUGAGGAAGUCUACUGUGAUGAGGUCCGAGCGUGAAGUUCACUCAGCAAAGACAGGACGGUGGCAUGCAAGCAAAUUAAAGCAUUCUCAGCUUUCCAGUUCACUCUCUCUGCAAAAAAAAAAAAAAAAUUCAUAGCUUUUUAGGCUUCUAUUUUUAGGAGUUGCCAAACACAUUUCAAAAGCAAAACUACAAAUUAAUGCAGCAUGGGGUAUGUGACAUUUUUUAAGGUCUUUGGAGGAGAUGACAAAACAAGGAGCUUCCUACUUUCCAGGAUUGUAAGUUUUUGGGAAAACAUCAAGUGCGAAAAAUCAAUAAACAUCCUACCGUGCCACUGACUCGUGUGAGGGUUUCCUGAUUACCUGGUAGUCACCAGGCUUUAGAAGAGUUAUUGUCAUUUCGAUUUUCAGAUGAGUCACUGGAUCUCUUGCCCCCAGGGCCACUUCAUUAUGAUUCAGUGCAAAGUACUGACAGCACUGGGGCUUCCGGAAGGGAGUGGUGUCGGGAUGGGGGUUGCUGUUGGCAAGAGGCUUAAUUGACACCUUUGAUGUAGCCUAAGACAGAACCUGCACCUCCCACUGCUGCUUGGGAGACGUCAGCUUUACGCAGAAAAGGCAUCUGCUGAUGAAUCCUGCAUCUCAUUCAGCCUGCUCUGGGAGCAGCCUUAGCCAUCCUUAAACUCAUCCAACCGAUUCCCGUUUCCGCGGGUGCUUGGCUUAGUGCUGAGACGGGAUUCCGCCGUUGGUAUUCAGGUCCAACACUAAGACUGUGUCCAUGUUAGAACUCAUAGAAGUUAAUGGAACCCCUGGUAGUCAGCUCUCUACUCCGCGCUCAGGCAAGUCGCCAAGCCCAUCACCCACCAGCCCAGGAAGCCUGCGGAAGCAGAGGGACCUGUACCGCCCCCUCUCUUCGGAUGACUUGGAUUCAGUAGGAGACUCAGUGUAAAAGAAACAAUGGAGCAAUGUAUAUGGUUUGUGAUUGGGUGAAGGUUUCACAUUUCCUAAGCAAAAGUCUAACAGCAAAAUACACAAAAGAGUUUUGCAUACCUUGAAAUGAUAAAAGACCAAAUCAUCCAAAAGUAAAUAUGUAUGCAUUUUGUUUUCAAUGAUGUUCAACCUUGAAAUUGAGAGAUUUUAAAAAAUAUCUCCCACAUAGAUUUGAUUGGGGAGAGUCUGAACACAGAAUGCUGAGAUUUUUGUACAGGGCCUGGCUCUAGAUGAAUUUCAUACACGGACCCAAUAUUGAGUACAAGAACACACUAAUCAUGUGGCAAUAUAGAGCCAGAAUUUCUGUAGUUGGAGUUGUCUUCUUAAUUAUAAGUAGACAUAGAGAUAUAAUUUUUCUGUACUUUCUGUAAAGCAUAUUAAAACGGCACUAGCAGGCAUGUUUUUUUUUAAGGUUAUUUUGUUUUUAAAAUUUGAAUUGCUUGGUUUUUAGAGGUACUUUUAUUGCAAAAUAAUAAAAAUGCUUGGGUAGAUAUUUUUUCUCCCUAGACAGUAGAAAAAGCUACUUAUUGUUUUGUGGGUUAGUAUAUCCUAGAGAAAAAGAAAAAUUAUGACAAUGACACAUCUCAUAAAGACUCUAAAGUUAGGCUUUAGGAACUUUCCUUGUUUUUGUUGUCAAGUAAAUUUUAUUUUUUAAAGUUAUUUUAUUAGAAACAGUAUAAAUUUAGCUUAAGCUAUAUACCAAUAUGAAGAACUUGGCCAAUGGCAUUGCUAUAGAUUAUAUAAUUUUUUUCUUACAAUCAUAUACAUAAUUUUUUAAAUGUGUAAAAACUAAAGCUGGGAUUUUUUUUUUUUCAUACAGACCUAAAAAAAAUUGUGUCUGGACUUUUUCCAAGAAAUCCAUUUGAAAAGCACAAUUCACUUAAAUGGUGCUGUAUAAAUCAGGCCCAGAGUAUCCAAAUCUCCACUCUGAAAAAUUCUCAAUCUUGCUGGUGUUUUGGAAAUUUUCAUAUGCAAAACUCCUUUUGUGUUAAACCAAUUAAGUCUAUGAUUAUAACCCGUUGUUAAACAUUAACCUACUAAUUCUGCUCUUCUAGUCCUCUAUUUUAAAAAUUAUAGUCGGCUUUGCUUAAACAUAAAAUAAUUAUUUUAAAGUCUGACUGUUAAAAAUUAAUUUAAUGUGUAUGGUCUAUUGUAUUUAAGCCAUAUCCUAGUGGUCAUUUACUUUUACUAGUUCAAACACUAACAGUUUAAGACUUGUGAAGCAUGGUUUUGAUAUUCUCCAGGCUUGACAUAUCUCAGUAGGCGAUAAAUUAAAAAUGUUUGAUGCCAUUUGGAGGCUUUUACAUGAUUUUUUUUUCAAAUUUUACUUGAAAACAAUUUUUAAAUGUUUUAUUCAAGAUGGAGAGAAAUUCAGUUGUCACACGCUGUUUUACAUGUUAUUGAUUUAUCUCCCUGAUAAAUUGUUCAACUAGAAAAUUUUACCAUCUGGUUUAUAGUUACAUAUGUUACCAUUUCACUUUACAAGUGAAUAAAAUAUUCCAACCAAAAGAAGAAGAAGAAGAAAAAACGUGCAGGCAAUCUAACAGCAUUUGAAAACUUAGCCCUAUAAUAAUUAGUGCCUCAUUAUGCUGUCUGUUGGAGAGAAAGACACUUCUCUGGCAGGUUAUUCAAGAGCUGCAAACUGAACCAUUCCAUCUUGAAAGAACAGUUCAUAAUAAUACCUGUUCCAGACUUCAGGUUUUAAAACUGUUUCCAAUAGAAAUGACCAGAGACUCCUGCUGAGAUCAAAAGGCUGCUUUGUUUUAGCAGAAACAGUAAACAUCUGUGAGGUUGCCUAUGCUGGUGUCUGUUUUAGUUAUGUCUUUGUAAAAUGCAUUACUUAAUACAGUUGGGUCCAUAAAAGAUUAGUAUGUAUUUGACUAAACUGCCAAAAAUACAAAGAAAGCAGUGGAACAGUUACUUUAAAUCUGGUGGGGUCAGAUGGUCCAGAACAAAAAUAAAUUCCAAUAAUUUUAACUUCCCUGCACUGUCAAUCUUAUGGACAACUACUGCUAGAAAGGUCCAAUAAAUGCUAUUUGUUCUAAGUGGUAGAUAUUGCCAAUUGAUAUAGAGCCCACGGCUUUGUUUAGACAGGGCAAAAAGAAACUGGACUUGUACUAAUUGCUGAUAGAUAUCGUGGCCAACUUUCCAUUCAAGCAGUUCCAAGGGAAGUGCUUUCCACAGCAUUUAAUCUCUUGAACAUAUGACUUCUAUUAAAGGACUGUUCAGGGGCUAUAUAUAUCAUUUACUUUUUGAAAGUAAAGUCCCUCAGAGAUUGAAACAGCACACCAUUUAUAGUCUUUGAGAUCUCUUUUUAUGCAAAACAUAAUUCUAUUAAACUAAAGCAGAAAUAAAAAAUUCUUAGCAACAAACCAGAAGUUUUCAGUUCAUUGGUGGAACAGAAUUGGUGAUUUAUAGGCACUUAUGAUUGAGUUACUUAUAGAAUUCUUUAUAAAAAAAUUCGGCAAUGAAUUUUUAAAUUGUUCUACUGAGCAGGGAGCACUUCAGCAAAAGCCAUGCAGUUUUGUCCUAAUGAUAAUCCUUAAAUGUGCUCUGAAGACAUCGUGCUGUAGUUCAAAGUUCGAUACUUUUUCACUUACACUCACUUUUUUCUUAGAUGUAGACAUUGUAGAAAAAGAUAUUAGGAAUAUUUCCCUGCUUUCAGCAUUUUAGAAGUGCAAAAGUUAAAAAUAUAUAAAGUAUGAAGUUCAGUGUGAACUCAAAAAGACUAUAGUUCUGAAAGCCACAUGGUGUGUUUUUGUCUUGUUUAAUCAACUAGGCGGGGGGGAAAAAUCUAGACAGUUUCUGUACUGCCAUAGAAUUUUAAGAAGUGUCAGUUUCUCUCAUCUGUAUACAUCCUUGUGCGCAUAUAUUGGCUCAUCUAAAUAUUAAGAACCCAAAAAACAUUUUCUAAAACCAUUUGAACCAGCGCUAACGUACUAUAUAUAUAUAUACCCUACAUAACCAGCCGGGGAAUUUCCAACACAUGCCCUGAAGAUCUAUACAUGAUUGGGCUCUUUUUCUUUCUUUCUUUUUUUUGCUUAAAAACAAUGAAGUGUGCAAGUCAGAUUUCUUAAUGAAAGUGAAUGAAGAUAUAGAAUAAUAUUCCUGAAAAUUCCACAUAUUUUAAUUCUUGGACUGCUAAAUUUUUCAUAUGUGGCCAUAUAUCUAUACAGGUGUUUGGGUGUUUAUGUAAAUUUGCCAGGCUUGGUGUGUAUGUGGGUAUGCUUCUGUAAGUAUCUGUGUAUGUGUAUAAACCAUCAAUAGUAAAAUAUAGUAUUUGUUAUACAGCCUUAUAAGUUACUGGCUCUUGUGGAAUUAUACAUAAAAUCUUCAUGUCAUAAAGUGUUACUCUGUGACAUAUUAGUUGGGGCACGUUUAAAUUAGAAAGCAGUUUGCUCAACUAGUAUGGCAAAAGGUUCCAAAUAUUGAGAUAUACUGAUUUAUAAAAAAAUUGAAAUUCAGCCAAAUCCAAUAUUGUGUUAACUAUUAAAUAUAAGUAACAUUAAUGUUUAUAUUGAUAUAUCUUUGUGUUCAAUUAUUAACAAGAUCAAAUACUAUGAUUUUUUUUCUAUUGUGGGUGUAUGGAUGGCUUGUAGUGGUUGUCAAUCACUAUACGCUAAAAAAAAUGAAACAUUGAUACAGUUGCAGAUUGUCAAGUAUAAUGUUGGAACACAAAUAGAAGAGAAUCCAGAGUAUAUUUGAUAUGAAGUAAGUUUAAUAACAAAGCCAGAUAACCUGUAAGGAGACUCUGUAUGUUCUUUCAAAACUGUAAACUGUUGACAAAUUUUGAAUAUACUUGCUGUAUGUGUGUAUAUAUCUACAUAAAUAUAUACACACUUGAAAAUGUUAAUUGAAUGAAUUUACUAUAUAUGCAUACAUUUGCUCAUUUAUGCAUAUUUGUAUUAACCUUGCUAGCAUCUAUAUUUGUGCGUGUUAGUGACAACUGUCUUUGAUUGAAAUAUCGCACAGAGGCAUGGUGUGAAAAAUAGAGAUACACUGAAUUCAAUAUACCAGUUGCCUGAUAUAUAGCGUGUUGUACUGUCAGUUGAAAAAUAUUUGUAAUUUUGUGCCUGUUACGCAUGUGGAAAAAAGAGGAAAUCAGAGGCCCUCACUAUAAUUUUUAAGGGUGCACGACAUAUGAUGUCUUUAAAAUGUGGUUCAUUUUAGUAGAUUAUGGAUAAAUUCCAAGAUAGUAUAAAUGAUGCAUGUAAUACAUGAGUGUUUGUAUUAUAUAUGGCCACAAAAUGUUUUUGAAGCCAGGGUAGUAGAUAUCUAAAAGUUAUAGGCAAAGAAGUAUGAAAGUUAACUUUCUGUGAUGUGUUUUUGAGGAGUUGAUACUCAUCAGUAAGCAAGGAAUUGAGUUUAUUUUUUCUAAGAACUCUUUACUUUGAAAUAUAUUAUGAAUGUUGUAAAUUUGGAUAACAUUUUUAUAAAGAGUUACAUACUUUCUGCUCACAGUUUCAGUUGAUUGGAUGUGUAUUCUCUUUAAAAAAACAUUUGGUGUUAAAACAUUUGACACAGCAAUAUAUUUUUUAAAUCCAUCAACUGAGUCCAUCAGCAGAGCUUUAUAGAGCUAAGAGUUGACAAAAUGUUUCAUUGAACUACCCAAUUUUGAAAGUUACUUUGUGCUGUGGUUUCAUUGUAAAAUGUUGUACCUUGUGUUUCACACUGGACCAUGUUAUUCCUCUUGAAGUUAACUUUGUGACACUUACCACCUUAGAAUAACUAUAUAAUAAACAGGAAAAACUGC
Messenger RNA from Pongo pygmaeus (Bornean orangutan), 9690 nucleotides. It is a transcript of the gene DCLK1, whose product is annotated as doublecortin like kinase 1. The transcript is spliced from 3 exons. Gene Ontology annotation, biological process: neuron migration; protein phosphorylation; intracellular signal transduction. The record is from RefSeq and is a predicted model, not a curated record. Gene Ontology annotation, cellular component: axoneme; neuron projection. The coding region runs from base 4726 to 4896 and encodes 56 amino acids. Lineage: Eukaryota; Metazoa; Chordata; Mammalia; Primates; Hominidae. Gene Ontology annotation, molecular function: ATP binding; microtubule binding; protein kinase activity.